AUGGAUAAUCACCAGCAGCAGAGGGAGGAGCAGCCAUACCUCCUCCAUGAUCACCUCCUCCACCACCACUGGCCGCCCUUGCAGGGCCAACAGCAGCAGCCACUGCAACAUCAACACCCGCUGUAUCUCCUCAAUGAUCAGCAGCAACCGGUUCAGCAAGGCAUAAUUCUCCACGAAAAUUCGCAGAAUUUUCUGGAUUCUAUGCCUCGCGGUUACAGGUUUUGCCCCACUGAUGAAGAGCUAAUUGUACACUACUUGAGGAAAAGGAUCGCCAAGGCUCCAUUACCACUUAACAGAAUUCAUGAAGCCAAUGUCUACGGCCACAAUCCUCAAGAACUUACAAAUAGAUACAGAUCGGAUAGCCUUCAUAACGUGAACGGAUGGUACUUCUUCACCUAUUUGACGAACAAAUACCCCAAAGGCAGCCGUCCCUCUCGAUCAUGUGGAGAUGGUGGAUUUUGGAAACCCACCGGCAAAGACAAGAAGAUUUAUUACAAUGGCAAUACCGUCGGAUACAGGAAGUCACUAGAUUUCUUACUUGGGCCUGGUGAAAAAACGGCUUGGAAGAUGCAUGAAUAUAGAAUUCAUGCAAAUAACCCCAAGUCGGAUCCAGUUUUAUGUAGAUUGUAUAUGAACAUAAGACGCAAAAAAAAAGAUGAAAGUGAAGGUGACACAGUAGAAUUGAUGAGGGAAAAUCUUGACCAGUGUUUUACAGUGAAUGAAGCUCCCAUGCAGAAUGAGGACAAUGAUUUGGCGGUUGGCAAUAUUUCCUCUGCUGGUUCUACAAACAAUCAAUGUAUGGAGUAUAUUACCAGCACUCUAGACACAGGAGGUGAUGCCAAUUCAAACCAGGUUAUCUAUGAUCUUUCUAGUUUCCAAUUUCCUGAUCAUCCAUUUCAAGAUUUCCAAGGAUACACUAAUUCUCAUGGUGGGCUCGAAGCAAUUACUCAAGAGUUCACUGAACCGUUCCAUUUAUCAAAGGGUACCAUGAUGCCCUCCAAUUUGAGUACGGAACCGUUCCAUUUAUCAAGGGGUACCAUGAUCCCCUCUGAUUUGAAUAUGGAGGAUGUUUCGAAGUAUGCUAUUGGUGGUACUGAUUUGUCCGACUUAGCAUGGCAAAAUGGUUGUGCUGGUGGUUAUGUCAAUAUGACCUCUCUCCAAAUUGAUGGUGAGAAUUCAGGCUAUAAGUAG
This is a messenger RNA of Coffea eugenioides, 1191 nucleotides long. Its product is annotated as NAC domain-containing protein 16-like. Gene Ontology annotation, molecular function: DNA binding. Lineage: Eukaryota; Viridiplantae; Streptophyta; Magnoliopsida; Gentianales; Rubiaceae. Gene Ontology annotation, biological process: regulation of DNA-templated transcription. The transcript has 3 exons. The record is from RefSeq and is a predicted model, not a curated record. The coding region runs from base 1 to 1191 and encodes 396 amino acids.